This is a messenger RNA of Microplitis mediator, 1461 nucleotides long. RefSeq names its product glycine N-methyltransferase-like. Gene Ontology annotation, molecular function: glycine N-methyltransferase activity; identical protein binding; glycine binding. Bases 292 to 1158 code for a protein of 288 amino acids. The record is from RefSeq and is a predicted model, not a curated record. Gene Ontology annotation, cellular component: cytosol. The transcript has 3 exons. Gene Ontology annotation, biological process: protein homotetramerization; one-carbon metabolic process; regulation of gluconeogenesis. Lineage: Eukaryota; Metazoa; Arthropoda; Insecta; Hymenoptera; Braconidae.
AGACCCAUACCAGUCUAUAGCAUUGGGUGGGAGACAGCGGAGCUUCUAGAAAGGGUCAAGAUUGAGGGGAAGUUCCGAGAUAAUGGAAUCCAUGUUAAUGGAGUUCGACUGUAUCUCUUAUAUUUUCUUUUUUCUUCUUUCGUUUAUCAAUAUGAUUCGUGGCACAUAUGCUUCUUAGGAUAUAAAUAAGCUGUUCGAUAACAUUGGUAUCAGUCUCAACGAAUCUCACGACUAAAUAUCCAGUCCACUAGAUCAAUAAAUUACCGAGCAUAAUAAUAAAUAGUUUGAAAAAUGGAUUUAGUAUUUCGUACUCGUACUCCUGGUGCUGCUGCUGAGGGUGUACGGGAUCAGUAUGCCGAUGGAAAAGCUGCUGAAGUCUGGGAAACUAUAGUUGGAGAUAAAAAACUACGUACUCAAGUUUACAAAGACUUUUUAGUGGGUUUAUUACGUGAAAAGGGUUGCAAGAGAAUCCUCGACGUUGCCUGCGGCACAGGAAUUGACUCUAUAAUGCUCAUCGAAGAAGGAUUUCAAGUUGUCAGUGUUGAUGCUUCUGAUAAAAUGCUCAAACAUGCGCUCAAAAACCGAUGGGAUCGAAGAAAAGAACCUGGUUUUGAUGAAUGGGUUAUCAAAGAAGCCAAUUGGUUAACACUAACUAAAGAUAUUGGACAUCUUAUCGGCGGUGGUUUUGAUGCUGUGAUUUGUAUAGGCAACAGUUUCGCUCACAUCCAUGACGCUUACGGCGAUCAGAGAGAACAGAAACAAAUAUUGAAAAACUUUGAGAUGUGUCUUAAACCAGGUGGCUUUCUUCUUAUUGAUCAUAGAAAUUAUGAUAACAUUUUGGAUGGUGGAGUUGCUCCAACGAAAUGCAUUUACUUUAACAGUCCGCAUAUGAAAGAUAUAAGAACCUCAGUCUUAUUGGUUUCCGGUGUGCCCCAAUUGGUUAUUCUGGAUUACUUCUUGUCCUUGGAUGAGAAUAACGAGAAUCCAGAGAAUCGACAUGAAUUUCGCUUAUCUUUUUAUCCUCAUCGGCUUAAUGCCUUCAAGGAUAUGCUACGAGAUAUAUUUUCCCAAAAGACCCACAAAAUUUUCGGUGACUUUAAACCUCUUAAUGAGGUAAAGGACCCAGUAUUUUUCGUUCAUCAGAUUGAAAAAAAAUAAUUGUCACAUACAAUUACACUGUAAAAAAUCGGGAGUGAAUACGGAUUUUAUUUCAAUCCGAAUUCACUCCAAUCCGAAGUUUUAAUACUUAAAUAAAUUUAUAUUUAAUAGAAACAGAUGUUUAUUAGAAACAUAAUUAUUUAAAUAAAUAAUUUAUUCAAUUAUUAAUCAUUAAACUUAAAAUACUGUUUUCGAUUUAUAAAAUGUUUUAGUAACUCACUACAUUAUAAUUUCGUAUAUAUAAUAAAUAGUAACAAUAUUAAAUUAAUAAAUAAGGAUAGUGAUUCAAUUGUUACUUCUAUA